CCAGCAGAUCCGACCCGCAACAAAAGACACACGCGCCACCACCACGCGUGGGUAAACCUUGUUUCAAUUACUCACAGAGUGACGGUCAUCUCACUAUCUUCUCUCAACUCAACAUAAUCCGUUCAAUUCCAUAGUCCACGUCAUCACUCCGAUCCUCCCUCUCCUUAAACACAUCAAUCCCCUCAAUUUUAUCUAACUCAAUAACACAAAGGUAUGUCUGUUUUCGGAUAUUACUAUGUUUAUUUUAUAUUAUAUAUUCAAUAUAAUCUAUAAUAAUUGUUACUAUUAAUUUGUAUGUAAAGUUAAUCACUUUAAUGUUUUUUUGUGUUUAUUAGUGAAUUUUAUAAAUGGGUUCUGAAAAGAAUUUUAGUAAGAAGUCAUUUAAGAAUGUAAAUAGUAAUAAAAGUAAUAAGAAGUUAUCACAAAAUUUAGGUAUGGGUUCCAAGGGGAAUUUAGGGGUUAAGUUUGGGUUUAAGAAGCAAGAGAAUCGGGUUACGAUAGAGUUAACGUCUCGGUCGAGGCAUGAAAUGAAGCAGAUUAAAAGGAAGUUAGUUAAUGAGCUUGAGUUAGUUAGGAGGUUAGUUAAGAAGAUUGAAGGAGGUAGUAAUAGGGACUUAAGUGUGUCGGGUUUGGAUAGGAAGACGAUGAAUAAGAAGAUGAAGUCUAGUGGUGGCGGCGGCGGCGGCGGCGGUGGUGGCGGCAGUGGUGUGGAUGCUCGGUUUUCGAAUAAGUUAUUUAAGAGUUGUGGUGCGUUGCUUGAGAAGUUAAUGAAGCAUAAACAUAGUUGGGUGUUUAAUACGCCGGUUGAUCCAUUAGCAUUAGGUUUGCAUGAUUAUUUCGAUAUAGUGAAACAUCCGAUGGAUUUGGGUACGGUGAAGUCGAGGCUUGAGAAGAAUUGGUAUAAUUCUCCGAUGGAGUUUGCGGAGGAUGUUAGAUUGACGUUUCAAAAUGCAAUGACGUAUAACCCGAAAGGGCAAGAUGUGUAUGCUAUGGCAGAGUUUUUGUUGAAGUUGUUUGAAGAGAAGUGGAAGGUUUUAGAAGCGGAUUAUGUGAAGGAGUCGAGGGUAAAUGAAGUUAGUUUGCCAACCGGGACGAGAAAACAAGCACCUUCUCAGUUUUUGCCGGUAUCGGACAGGAUGGAAACGCCGGUACCUGCUGUUGAUCAUAGACCACAGGCUACUAAAGUUUCUAAGUUAGGUAAAAGUCCUUCGUUAAAGAAACCGAGGGCUAAAGAUUUGAAUAAGAGGGAAAUGACGUAUGAGGAGAAGCAGAAACUUAGCGUGGAUCUGCAGAAUUUACCUUGUGAAAAGCUGGAUCAUGUUGUCUUGAUUAUCAAGAAAAGGAACCCGACUUUGUCACAAAAGGAUGAUGAAAUUGAAGUGGAUAUCGAUACUUUUGAUACUGAAACUCUUUGGGAGCUUGACCGGUUUGUAACUAACUACAAGAAAGGUUUAAACAAGAACAAAAGGAAAGCUGAAUUCCCUGAUCAGGAAAAAAUGGACGCUGAAUCUGAAGUCCCGAAUCGUGAAAGAAUUGAAGUUGAGUCUGAAUUCCAUGAGCAAGAAAAAAUGGAAGCUGAACCUGAAGUCCCUAAUCGAGAAAGAAUUGAAGUUGACCCCGAAGUCCCUAAUCAGGAAAGAGUUGAACUUGAAUCUAAAUUCCCUGAUCACGAAAGAAUUGAAGUUGACUCUGAAGUCCCUAAUCAGGAACGACUUGAACCUGAACUCCAUGAUCAAGAAAUAAUGGAAGUCGAACCCGGACUUCCUGAUCAAGAAAGAAUUGAACUUGACCCCGGAUUCCCAGAUCAAGAAAGAAUGGAAGUUGAACCCAGACUCCCUGAUCAAGAAAAAACUGAACUUGAACCCGGAUUCCCUGUUGAAGAAAGAAUUGAGGUUGAAGCUGAACCGGAAGUCCUUAAUCAAGAAAGAGUCGAAGUUGAAUCUGAAUUUCCUAAUCAAGAUAUGAUUGAAAUUGAAGCAAACAUACGGGACAAAAACCCAGAAUUAGUUGUGGUCGAUGCCCCCAAAGAAGUUGAAACAGAUGAAAGAGUCUCUACUUCUCAAAUCCCGAUUGAGGAGCUGGUAGAUGACCAGGUUGACCAUGGAGACAAGUCAAGUAGCUCAAGCAGCUCUAGCAGUGUAUCUGGCUCUUCUUCUAGUGAUUCUGAUAGUGAUAGUUCAUCUGAAGCGGGAUCUGAUGCAGGUCAUUCUUCCAAGGCAUGAUUGUAACUGAUUUGGCUUUGGCAACAAUAAAGAUUUCUGAAACUGUACCAACCAUCAAAGGAGUCGAAGUUGUUUGUAGGGACCCUUUUCAAGGAGCUGAAAAUCGACAAAACACAGUGCCAAUGUACAAUUUAAUGCACGAGGCGCAAAUAGUUGCUGUAUUAUGCCUUUAAGUUUAGCGAUUCUAAGCCCUAUGAAAGGAUGUGCUCUUUGUAGUCCAUAACUAUUUAUGUUAAAACUUAGUAUUUCUGUAAUUGUAUGUAAUCAGCUAUGUAUUUCAUAGUGUUUUAGCAUUAACCUUAACUUGUCUCAUGUUAUUAAACUCUCUGUAGAAGCAGUCAUGUUUUUCAUAAGAAAAUCUUGUAAAGUUAAUUUAGUUCCUGAAUUAGUGUCGUCGUAAUUUUAUUGCAAAAA
Molecule: messenger RNA, 2636 nt
Organism: Erigeron canadensis
Lineage: Eukaryota; Viridiplantae; Streptophyta; Magnoliopsida; Asterales; Asteraceae
Product: transcription factor GTE3, chloroplastic-like
Exons: 5
Coding region: 348-2222 (624 amino acids)
Molecular function (GO): protein binding
Source: RefSeq, a predicted model, not a curated record